AUGGAGUUUAGCCUCAUUGUGCUAGACCUUCAAGACGCAAGACUCGCCAAACGAUUACGCAGCAACAUCUCAAGGCGGGCGAGGCCUGGAUUUGGCGACGUCCGGGAGAUCAUCGUGAACCUUCUCGAGAACGUCGAACUCCAAGAGAUACCACAUCCUCAAGGCAUCAGAAAAUUCCACAACACACCUGUUAGGGACCUUUGGAUGGUUCUUUGGUAUUUAUACCACCGCCUUACUGAGACGGUUCUUGGUUUUGCCUACGGGCCAUCCAAGUGCCAAUGA
This is a messenger RNA of Fusarium poae, 282 nucleotides long. RefSeq lists its product as uncharacterized. Bases 1 to 282 code for a protein of 93 amino acids. The record is from RefSeq and is a predicted model, not a curated record. Lineage: Eukaryota; Fungi; Ascomycota; Sordariomycetes; Hypocreales; Nectriaceae. The transcript is spliced from 2 exons.